Messenger RNA from Pipistrellus nathusii (Nathusius's pipistrelle), 519 nucleotides. Lineage: Eukaryota; Metazoa; Chordata; Mammalia; Chiroptera; Vespertilionidae. The record is from the annotation of a GenBank genome assembly.
AUGAGCCGCCGGCCCCCGGGCGCCGCGGCGCUGCUGCUGGCGCUGCUGGCGGAGUGCGCCGAGGCCAAGAAGCACUGCUGGUAUUUCGAAGGACUCUACCCCACAUACUACAUAUGCCGCCCCUACGAGGACUGCUGCGGGUCCCGGUGCUGCGUGCGGGCUCUGUCCAUCCAGCGGCUGUGGUACUUCUGGUUCCUCCUCAUGAUGGGCGUGCUCUUCUGCUGCGGAGCCGGCUUCUUCAUCCGGAGGCGCAUGUACCCGCCGCCGCUGAUCGAGGAGCCCGCCUUCAACGUGUCCUACUCCAGGCAGCCCCCGAACCCGGCGCCAGGAGCGCAGCCGCCGGGGCUGCCCUAUUACACCGACCCCGGAGGGCCCGGCGUGAAUCCCGCCCUGAAUCCCAUGGCCAUGGCUUUCCAGGUCCAGCCCAACUCGCCCCAGGGGAGCGUGCCCUACCCCCCGCCCCCCUCCUACUGCAACACGCCCCCGCCGCCCUACGAACAGGUGGUGAAGGCCAAGUAG